AUGAUUUCAUCACCUAGAAGAAUAAUGCCUCCAUCUGUACAAGCUCCACGCCAAUUUCGAAGUAGUGGAAGAGCUCCUUAUGUCAGAAAUCAUACAGAUCCAAACUACGAAGAUCCCUACGAUUUAUGGCAGCAAAAACAAACUUUAAUUAAUGAGAUGAGAGCUAUUCGCGCAGAGAUAUCGCAACUCAACGUCGAAUACCAAGAUAUUUCACAAUAUUGUAAAGAUGUUAUGGAAGAAACCAUUUCAAAUUCAAGAGAAUAUACAGAUAAAGAUCGUGAUGACAUGAAAGAUUUUGCAGAAAAGUCACAAAAGAGAGAAACGCUUCAGAAUCAGGUUCAAGAAUUAGAGACACAGAUUCAAUUUUUCAAAUCCUUUUUCUCUGAUGAUAAUUUAGAAAAACUCAAAACAGAACUCGAAGACCAAACACUGGAAAUGCAUACUCUUACAGAAUAUUUAGAAUCGUUGACUGCAGACAGAGAAUUAAUUUUAUCUGAACUAGAAAGCAGUUCUCUCGAACAAAGAAUACAAGAUAAUGAAAAACUCAAGUCUUUACAAAAACACUACAAACAAGAAAUCAAACAACUAAAACUCGAAGCAAAAGAAUUAGUUGAAGCUGUGAAACUUGUACAGAAGAGCGAUCCUAUUGAAGCAAAUCAGCGUGAAGUAGAGAGAUUAAAAGCAGAGCUUACAAGAUACCAAAAUAUUCAUAUUCGUGAAAAAAGAUUUUAUCAAAUGACAAAAAAGAGAAACAGACCAAUCUUCUUGACAGAAGAAGAACUUAAGCCAAAGACAAAGAAACAGAGUCCAAAGAAAGUCGAAAAUCAAGACCAAAACGCUGGAGAAGACACUUUGUUCGAAAAUACUCAAUCUCAGUACACAAAAGCUCCUGAAGAUGUUGAUGAAAAUAAUUCACCAGAAGAAAUCCCAAAUCAAAAAGAAAACAACGAUAAUCAAGAUAAUUCUCAAGAAAAUUUAGAAAAUAAUGAAGAACAUCCAACAGAAAACACUGAAAAUAAUGGUGAAGAGCAAAAUAAUGAAAAUUCCGAACAAAAAGAAAAUUCAGAUGGAAAUCAAGAAGGAAAAUCCAACGAACACCAGCCACAAGAUUCGAAUCAAGAAGAAUCACAAGAAAAUGGAAGUCCGUUGGGUCUCUCGGCCGAAUUCCAACAAAAACUCGAAACAAUGUCACAAAAUAGUGCAGGCAGUUCAAACAGUGAGCAACUUCGUCAUAUGCAGAACCAUCCAGAUAAUUGGGAGUGA
Trichomonas vaginalis G3 is the source of this 1263-nucleotide messenger RNA. RefSeq lists its product as uncharacterized. NCBI's taxonomy places the organism in Eukaryota, Parabasalia, Trichomonadida, Trichomonadidae. The coding region runs from base 1 to 1263 and encodes 420 amino acids. The transcript has a single exon. The record is from RefSeq and is a predicted model, not a curated record.